Molecule: messenger RNA, 260 nt
Organism: Nannospalax galili (Upper Galilee mountains blind mole rat)
Lineage: Eukaryota; Metazoa; Chordata; Mammalia; Rodentia; Spalacidae
Product: ethanolamine kinase 1-like
Exons: 1
Biological process (GO): phosphatidylethanolamine biosynthetic process
Cellular component (GO): cytoplasm
Molecular function (GO): ethanolamine kinase activity
Source: RefSeq, a predicted model, not a curated record
CUCUUCACAGACGGGAUCACGAAUAAACUCAUUGGCUGCUACGUGGGGGACGCCAUGGAGGACGUGGUUCUGGUGAGGAUUUACGGCAAUAAGACGGAGCUGCUCGUGGACCGAGACGAGGAAGUGAAGAGCUUCCGCGUGCUGCAGGCUCACGGCUGUGCGCCGCAGCUCUACUGCACCUUCAACAACGGGCUGUGCUACGAGUUCAUUCAGGGCGAAGCCUUGGACCCGCAGCACGUCUGCAAGCCGGCCAUUUUCAG